This is a messenger RNA of Eriocheir sinensis (Chinese mitten crab), 3858 nucleotides long. RefSeq names its product rabankyrin-5-like. Gene Ontology annotation, cellular component: cytoplasm. The record is from RefSeq and is a predicted model, not a curated record. Gene Ontology annotation, molecular function: metal ion binding; protein binding. The coding region runs from base 126 to 3665 and encodes 1179 amino acids. Lineage: Eukaryota; Metazoa; Arthropoda; Malacostraca; Decapoda; Varunidae. The transcript is spliced from 21 exons.
AAAAAAUGUGGGAACUUAUAUUUUGAAGUGAAAUUUGUGUACGAUAAUCUUGGCGGCGCGUACGAGGGAGAGGCUGAAUGACAACACAGAUGGGCGUCCCGUGACUGGCCAGCUGAGACGAGUCCAUGGCUGCCAGCGACGAAGUGGGUAAGCUGCAGCAGCAUCUGUCCCUUCUACGUGAGCAGUAUGUUCGCCUGCAGGAGCGUUACACCGCCCUGGAGCAGCAGCAUGCCAUCGCUACUGCCGGCUGCCAGUCACCUGAGGGGGAGGACUCCUUCGUCACCAGGCUCCUGCGCUUCGUGGCAAACCUCUAUGACAAGGAGAAGUACAGCGACAUGAUUGUGCGCCUCAGCAGCCGAGACAUCCGGGCGCACCGCUUCGUGUUGGCGGCACGGAGUGACAGCUGGGGUGUCUCAACCUUGGCUGAGGUGGACAAUCUGGACUGGACGGGGCUGGAUGAGGAGGUGGGUGAGGCUCUGCUGCGCUGGGUCUACACUGAUCAGGUCACCCUGCCCAAAGAUCACACCUUCAUUCUCAACCUCAUGAGGGCUGCUGCGUCCUUCUCCCUCGUUCCCCUCAUGAAGCGGUGCGAGAAGGCCCUGAUCGGCUCGGUGGCGGUGAGGAACUGCGUGCGUCUAUACACCACCGCUGAUGAGAUUGGUGCCGAGACUCUGAGGGACCACUGCUCCACACUCAUCUCCACACACUGGAAUGACUUCACCCCCGAGGACUUCUCCCACAUGACUGCGCCGCUGCUGUACACUAUGUUCAAGUCCAAGACCAGCCACCCACUGCACGCCGCCAUCAGGCUGCAGCGCGAGGACGUGGUCUUCCUCUUCCUCAUAGAGUUUGAUUCCCAGUUGCCGGGGGUGCUGGAUGAGGCAGACAGUGCGGGAGACAUGGCCCUAGACUUGGCAUUGGUGGGGCGGCAGCACAGCAUUGCCGACACCCUGCUGAAACACGGCGCCUCGGUUACCACCACGGACCCCACCGGCGCCUCCCUGCUGCACCGGGCUGUCAGGAGGGGUGAUGAGUAUUCUGCCUCCUUCCUGAUGAGCCACGGGUGCUCUGUGAAUGUGGCCACGCUGCGAGAUGGCUCUACGCCCCUGCACACCCUCGCCAGCCAGGACUACCCAGACCCCCAGGUGCGGCAGGACAUGGUGAGGGUGGCGCAGAUGAUGAUUGAGAAAGGUGCUGACCCCAACAUCCAGGACAAGAACAUGAAGACAGUGAUGCAUCUGGUGGUGGAGGGAGAGAGAGAAGAGAUCUUCCGCGUCCUCAUUGAGCACGACAACCUCCGCCUAGAGCUGCAGGACAAGAGUGGCCUUCCCCCCCUGUGGUACGCCCUCACCUCCAGCACGGACUUCAGCGACACCUCCUACGCCUCACUCCUCAUCAAGAAAGGAGCUUCGCCUGAUGCUGUCACAGGAGACUCUUUUAGCAUGAAAAAAAAGAAGGUGCUGAGGUCCAGUGGUGAGACGCUGCUGCACAUGCUGGCGAGGAAGGGGCUGGAGGAGGCAGGGCUGUUCCUCACCACACAGGACGUCAAGUGUAACAUAGUGAAUGCCGAUGGUGAGACGCCCCUCCACGUGUCCUGCACCGCGGGUCUGCCCUCGCUCACCACGGCCCUUCUGCAGAAAGGAGCAAAUCCAAACUUGCAAACAUAUUCCUCCUCGCCGUCCAUGAAUUCAAGAGCAGCUAACAACGAUCCUUUUGCUGAGGACGAGUGGAGCAGCGACGGCAGCAGCCCCAAGGACAGCCCGACCUUCAAGGAGACAGGCCUUCACCGCGCCAUCAGGAACAAGAAUGAAGCAGACAUCAGGGCAAUACUGGACCACAAGGAAUACUGUGAGAACAACAAGUCUGAGCCUCUGCUGACCCCUGACCUGAACCUCCGUGACUCUGACGACCUGACCCCCCUGGGUGUGGCCUUGGGGACGGGCCAGAUCACGGUGGCCAAGCACUUGCUGGAGGCCGGGGCGGACAUCAACACCACCAACUCACAGGGCUACAGCCUCCUGCACCUGGCCAUCCAGGUCAAGAAUCAUGAUGUGGCCACCUUCCUCAUCAACAAUGGAGCAGAGACAAACUUAAGGACUCGAGAAGGUUUGUCUCCACUGGACCUGUGCAUCAGCGAGGAGUUUGGGGUGGUGGUGGCGCUGCUCUGUACCCAUAAAGCGGACCUCAACUCGCAGCGUGGCUCAGACCCUCCACUCUGGCAGGCACUCAACUCAAAGCAGGAGGAUGUCGCUUCAGUCCUUGUCCAGCAUCACGUGGAUACUGACAACUGGGGCGAGGGUCCCGAGGGUUGCCUCCAGACGCUUCUCCACAAGGCCAUUGACGAGAACCGGGAGGACAUCGCCGUCUUCCUGAUCCGCAGUGGCUGUGACGUCAACGCUGUGAGGAAGCCGGGGCCAGGAGGUGCGGGGGGUGAUGAGGCGCAUGACCUCAUGACGCCCCUCCAUCUCUGCUGCUCCUGGGGUCUGGAGGACACGACUCAGGCACUCAUUGAACAUGGGGCCAAAGUGAAUGCCAAGGAUGCAGAGAGCAAGGCGCCACUGCACCACGCCAUAGAAAACGCCCACACCAACAUUAUCUCCCUGCUCCUGUCCCAUCCCGCCCUGGACCUCACUGUUAGAGAUAAGACUGGGGUCACGCCUUUUGCUGCGGCCAUGAGUCGAAAGAAUAACAAAGCCGCCAAGGCUAUUCUUAACAGGGAGUCCAAGGCUGCGGAACAGUAUGACCACAAGGGCCACAACUUCCUGCACCUGGCCAUCCUCAAGAAGGACAUGGAAAGCCUGCUGUUCCUGCUCAGCAUUAACGUGGACAUGCACACCCGUACGCAGGACCAGCAAUCCUACACGCCGCUGCACCUGGCCGCCACGCUGCAGGGGUCUGAGAUGAUUGUUCGCAACUUGCUGCUGGCGGGGCGAGAGGCCAUCAAAGAGCUCACGCCACAGAAGCAGACGGUGCUGCACUUGGCAGCGGCCCACGACCAGCCACAGCUUGCCUCCAUCUUCAUCGAGAAUGGUGUGCAGGUGGACGCCGUGGAUGACAACCUCAAUAAUGCUCUCCAUGUGGCUGUCAAGGAAGGGCACUUGGCUGUGGUGAAGGUGCUGCUGACAGAGUCUCAGAUAAACGCUGGAGCCGUCAACCUGAGGGGUCAGAACCCCUUGCAUGUGUUGGCCAACUACCCCAAAGACAAUGCUGCGGCCAUCGCUGAGGUCUUCCUGGAAGCCAUGCCAGACUAUGACCUCAACAGGGUGGAUGUGGAGGGAAACUCAGCCCUGCUGCUGGCAUACAUGCGCGGUGCCGGCCAGUUGUGCCGGGUGUUGGUGCGGUCUGGGGCUUGUCUGGGCACCACCAACAAACAUGGUGUCAACAUCUUUAAUUAUCAGGUUCCCACCAAAACACUGCUGUUCCGCCUGCUUGACGUUCUGUCUGCUGAACCACCCUGGAGCGAGGGGGAGCUCUGCAUGGAGUGUGGCACCAAGUUUGGGAUAGCCACACGCAAGCACCACUGCCGUCACUGUGGCAGGUUACUGUGCAGCCGGUGCUCGGACAAAGAUGUUCCUAUCCUCAAGUUCUCCCUCAAUAAGCCAGUGAGAGUGUGCCAGACUUGCUUCGACGUCCUCACGCUUGGUGCAGCAUCUGUCUCCUACUAACAGUUUGUGGCAUAAAGGUGAUGUAGUUGUUUUCUAUGCACAGGAUGCUGCCUGUGUGUUGUUUGCCUUAGUAUUUGAGCAAUGAAAUGUCUGUUGACGAAUGAGACUUUCAUGCAACUAGUGAAAAGCUUCUUUUAGAGAAACUUUUGAAGGAUUGCAGCUUCCAUUGCAGUUGUCAAGUUAACUUAUAUAU